This is a messenger RNA of Colletotrichum godetiae, 972 nucleotides long. Its product is annotated as superoxide dismutase [Cu-Zn]. The transcript is spliced from 4 exons. The coding region runs from base 75 to 539 and encodes 154 amino acids. Gene Ontology annotation, molecular function: copper ion binding. Gene Ontology annotation, biological process: superoxide metabolic process. NCBI's taxonomy places the organism in Eukaryota, Fungi, Ascomycota, Sordariomycetes, Glomerellales, Glomerellaceae. The record is from RefSeq and is a predicted model, not a curated record.
UCCGCUGCUUGAGCAACACAUCCGCAAAACAACAAAACCAAUUCAAACCCAAAACAACACCAAAGUCAUUCAAAAUGGUCAAGGCUGUCGCUGUCGUCCGUGGUGACUCCAAGGUCACCGGCUCCGUCGUCUUCGAGCAGGAGUCCGAGUCCGCUCCCACCACCAUUACCUGGGAUAUCACCGGUAACGACGCCAGCGCCAAGCGUGGCAUGCACAUCCACACUUUCGGUGACAACACCAACGGCUGCACCUCUGCCGGCCCUCACUUCAACCCCCACAACAAGACUCACGGCGCCCCCGAGGACGCGAACCGCCACGUCGGUGACCUUGGCAACAUCGAGACCGAUGCCCAGGGUAACUCCAAGGGUACCGUUACCGACAAGCACGUUAAGCUGAUCGGCCCCGAGAGCGUCAUCGGCCGUACCGUCGUUGUCCACGGCGGCACCGACGACCUCGGCAAGGGUGACAACGAGGAGUCCCUCAAGACUGGCAACGCCGGUCCCCGUCCCGCCUGCGGUGUUAUUGGUAUCUCCAACUAAGCUUGUCGUACCUAAAUAGCUACUGUUUUGGGACGGAUUGUCAUCUGAGGUGGGGUUAUCAAGCUCCCUAUCUGCUUCAUUCCACAAAGCUGGCCGACUGUAUUGAAGGCAGCUGAAUGGUGAUAGUCGCAGGCUUCCAACUUUAGUACGGCAUCCUCAAAAGUAAUACAAAAAAAAUCACUGUAAAACGUCUCUCUGAAUUGGCUUGGUGAAUGGCAUCAGACCUGAACCUAAACGCCAGCGGGAGUUGCGGGGCUGGCUGGUCCUUGCACUGUGAGGGGUAGGAAAUGACGUGAACGCUGCUAAUACUGGCAUGAUGGUGCCUUUCUUUGGUAACAGCUGCGACACGCCGCCAUUCAUCUGGCAAUCUCUGAAUAAGGCAUAUGAGAGGUGGGGAAUUGUACGCCAACAAGAACCAAAAACCAGAAAAAAA